This is a messenger RNA of Branchiostoma belcheri (Belcher's lancelet), 2114 nucleotides long. Its product is annotated as cell division control protein 6 homolog. The record is from RefSeq and is a predicted model, not a curated record. Gene Ontology annotation, molecular function: DNA replication origin binding; ATP binding; ATP hydrolysis activity. Gene Ontology annotation, cellular component: nucleus. The transcript is spliced from 11 exons. Lineage: Eukaryota; Metazoa; Chordata; Leptocardii; Amphioxiformes; Branchiostomatidae. Gene Ontology annotation, biological process: mitotic DNA replication checkpoint signaling; cell division; DNA replication initiation. The coding region runs from base 142 to 1932 and encodes 596 amino acids.
CUUUUUGCAGGUAUUUCCCGCUCUCAGCUGUAGCCAACACAGAAGCAGAAUUUUUGGCGGUUCGGACGGUGUUAGGCGAUUUUUGUGAGCAAAAUCGACGAAUUUAGGCAUCGGAGAAGACUACUAGGAGCAUUAAUCAGAAUGGCUACCAAGGGCCAGACCACGAUUUCCUUCCAAUGCCGGAAGACUCGAUCUCAGACCAAGAAGCAGAUCGUCGUAGAAGAGAAGCCUUCUCGAACGAGUCGAAGAACUAGGCGUGGCGCCGCGACCCAGGAAAAACCUCGGGAGGACCCUGCACCCAAGCCCGAGCGCCCUCCCCUCUCUCCCCGCAAGCGUCCUUCUGACAAUACUCCCAGAGACAACUCUCCUGUGACCGCCUCGAAAUUCUGCCCGAGUCCGACCAAACGCAAGAAGGAGAACCAACCAGAGCAAGCCGUGACGUCCAACACCCUCCCCUCUACACCAACAAAGACCCUCCCCCGUCCUAACCUGCCCCCCUCCCCAUCUCCACUCAAGAUGACGUUGAUGAAAAAUGAAACUUUGUGUCCAAUCAAAAGUUCCGGGGUCAAGAAGAGACUAGCUUCACCAGAGAGAUGUCCUACGUCUCCAUGGAGACAAUCGCUACGGACACCAUCACCUAGGAAACAAGCCACACCUUUGAGGUUACAAAGACAAGAUGCCACCCCGUACCAGAGUGCAAAGAAGGCCCUCCACACGGCUGUUCCAGACUAUCUACUGUGUCGUGAGAAGGAGACUAAGGUUAUAACAGACUUCCUGGAGGAGCACACUACAAAACAACAGCCUGGCAGUCUGUACAUCUCCGGGGCCCCUGGCACUGGGAAAACUGCCUGUCUUACACAUAUCAUGAGGAACAUGAAGGGAAGUCUUGAGUCUACUAAGAUGAUCUUUGUGAACUGCAUGGCUGUGAAGAAUGCUCAGGGGAUCUUCAGUAAGGUCGCCAGUGAACUUAGCCCCACGUCUACAACUCCUCGUACCGCCAAGGAUGCCUCAAGACUUCUUGAGAAACAGUUCAAGUCCAAGGGACCCAUGAUAAUCCUUGUACUGGAUGAGUUGGACUCCCUAGACAGUAAGAACCAGGAGGUUCUUUACACCAUGUUUGAGUGGCCAACGCUACCCAAGUCUAGACUCAUCCUCAUAGGAAUAGCCAAUGCCCUGGACCUGACAGACCGUAUCUUGCCCAGACUACAAUCUCGGCCCAAGUGUCGACCUCAACUCUUAAACUUUGAACCCUACUCUAAGGACCAGCUAGUCACUAUUGUACAGGACAGGCUACAUAAGGCUUCGUUGGAGGGAGCGCCAGUGUUAGAGCCAAUGGCAGUACAGUUCUGCGCCCGUAAGGUGUCGGCCGUGGCGGGAGAUGUGCGGAAGGCGCUGGACAUCUGCAGACGAGCGGUGGAGAUGGUGGAGACCGACGUCAGGAGUCAGGCUGUACUCAAACCACUGUCUCCCACGAAAGGUUCUCCCACGAAAAGUCCAAGAAAAUCACCCAAGACUCCCGUGCCUAAGAAAGUUGGCCUGUCACACAUCGCGAGCGUGGUGUCGGAGGUGUACAGUUCUCGGAUGGUCGCCUCCAACACCAACCAACAGCAGACCUUCCCGCUACAACAGAAACUUGUCGUCUGUACCCUACUGCUCAUGCUCAAGUCUGGCAAGACAAAGGAGAUCACCCUAGGAAAGCUACAUGAGGUUUACAGUCGUGUGUGCAAAAAGCGACAAGUUGCCAACGUGGACCAGUCAGAGUUCCUGUCCCUCUGUACUCUCAUCGAGACCAGAGGAAUCCUCUCUCUCAAGAAGGCGAAGGAGGCCAGAAUGAUCAAGGCAUCUCUGAGAAUGGAGGAAUCAGAGUUGGAGUUCGCCCUACAGGACAAGGUCCUAAUGUCAUCUAUACUGAAGGAAGGCAUCCCGGCUUGAUCAAACACUGUAUAAACCUUACUCCUAACCACAACUAAAUCUCAGUAUCUCGAAAGUUCAUCUGUGUUGGUACAAGUCCAUAGUGAAGCAAGUUUUAAACUGUAGUUUCCAAUUUGUGUCAGUCCAAGGAGCCAGAAUUAUUUUCUUUUGUUCAUGCCAGAAGCCAUAGGGACUUAUGAAGC